Drosophila erecta is the source of this 2012-nucleotide messenger RNA. RefSeq names its product sodium-independent sulfate anion transporter. Lineage: Eukaryota; Metazoa; Arthropoda; Insecta; Diptera; Drosophilidae. Gene Ontology annotation, molecular function: sulfate transmembrane transporter activity. The record is from RefSeq and is a predicted model, not a curated record. The transcript is spliced from 8 exons. Gene Ontology annotation, cellular component: membrane. Bases 1 to 1881 code for a protein of 626 amino acids. Gene Ontology annotation, biological process: transmembrane transport.
AUGUGUGUGCUUUAUUCAUGCGGCCAUAUCAAGAUUUCAAGGCGGCCCAGGAGAAACACCUACUCAAUAGCCCAUUUGUGUUUUCCAGAUGAUCUCUAUCGGGAGCGCCUGCCGAAUGUUUGCGGCUCCGUGGGCUCAAAGGCGAGGAGCUGCUGUAGCAUGCGUUCCGUGCACAGAUAUCUGCCCGUCACCGAUUGGCUGCCCAAGUACCAGUUGAGCUUCCUGGCCAUGGAUGUGGUGGCGGGUCUCACUGUGGGCCUCACAGCCGUACCACAGGCCAUUGCCUAUGGAGCUGUGGCCAAUCUGCCGCCAGCCUAUGGGCUCUACUCCGCUUUUAUGGGUGGAUUUGUGUACAUACUGCUCGGAACCUGCAAGGACAUCACAGUGGGCCCCACGGCCAUCAUGGCGCUAAUGGUGCAGCCGUAUGUGAACGGCAACCCGGCGAAUGCGGUGCUAAUAUGCUUCCUGUCCGGCUGCAUUAUCACCCUAAUGGGCCUGCUCAAUCUCGGAGUGCUCAUGCGGUUUAUAUCGGUGCCGGUGACGACGGGUUUUACGAUGGCAGCCGCCUUAACCAUUGCCACCGGCCAGAUUAAUAGCCUCUUUGGCAUCAGCAGUAGUGCCAGUGGGUUCCUAAACAGCUGGAUAUACUUCUUUGGGCACAUAACGCAAACACGCCGAAAUGAUGCCAUCCUGGGCUGCUGCACACUUGUACUCCUGCUGCUCAUGAGGCAACUGAAAGACCUGCCUUUUGGCUUCAAAAGCGUGUGGAAGUAUAUCUCGCUGGCCCGCAAUGCUGUGGCCGUGUUAAUUGGCAUACUGCUGUGCUAUCUUCUGAAAAACGAUGGCAAACUACCCUUUCUAGUGAGCGGCAGCAUCACUCCAGGCCUACCGCCCUUCAAGCUUCCUCCCUUUCGCACAGAGGAUCCUCAGACUGGAGAAACCAUCAGCUUCGGGGGCAUGAUUUCGAACAUAGGCACUGGCCUGGUGUCCAUACCACUGUUGUCUAUAUUGGAAAGCAUAGCUGUGGCCAAGGCCUUCUCAAAGGGCAAGAUAGUGGACGCAUCGCAGGAGAUGAUUGCCCUGGGCGUCAGCAACAUCCUCAGCAGCUUCUUCUCCUCCAUGCCCAUCACCGGAUCCUUUACAAGGACAGCCAUCAACAAUGCCAGUGGAGUGAGAACCCCGCUGGGUGGUGCGGUUACCGGCGCUCUUGUCCUUCUGACCCUAGCCUUCCUCACCUCCACAUUUGCCUACAUUCCCAAGGCGACCCUGGCAGCCAUAAUCAUUGCAGCCAUGUUCUUUAUGGUGGAGUACGAGACCAUUGGCGAGAUUUGGCGGGCUAAAAAGCGCGAUAUGCUGCCUUUCCUGGUGACCGUGUUGACCUGUGUCUUCUGGACUCUGGAGUACGGCAUGGUGGUGGGCAUCGUCUUCAAUGCGCUUUUCCUGCUCUACAAGAGCAUGAAGCCGCAGUUUUACUUGGCAACCGAGAAGUUUAAUGGCGUCGAGGUGACUAUGGCCGAUCUGAAGGGCAGCGUGGACUACUCGGCAGCCGAGUACUUGAAGAUGUCGAUUGUGUCCCACGUGACGCAAAAGAACUGCGAGGGAGGUGUUCCCACCACACUGGUGGUCAUCAAGGGACACGAGAUCGCCUCAAUUGAUACGACCGUGGCUUUGAACCUCAAAUCGCUGCGCGAAGAUCUCUCCCUACUGAAGUGCGACAUGAUCUGCUGGAACUGGAGUAUUCCGGCGGCGGGAGUGGUUUGCCGGAUGGAUGGGAAGCUGCGCAGUAUGUUCAAGUUCUCGAAAAGCUUUCCCGACCUAAUGCAAACAAUUGCGGAUGCCGAGGCAGCCGAUUCGUGUAUCGCCGUUGACUUGAGUCAAUAAAGAGUGCUCUUUUGUCUACCGUAUAUGUGUUUCUGCGUACAGUUGCGCCAAUGAAAUCGUUUUCGAAAGGUAAUUUGGGGUACUUCAAUUAUGAGCAUCUUGAUGGUUAUCACCAAGUUUAGGUACAACUA